AAGUUCAGGAAGCGUUUACUUAGGCACCAACUGCGAAUGCGAGCAGGUCAUAAGCUCAAGACUGGAUCUGUCUGCCAUUCCCCUCUCCACUGUCCUGUUUCUGGAGCCUGACACUAGAAAGCCAGCGAGAAAGAAGAAUCAACAGAACCUGAUUUCCUGCUCCUCCUUUUUAUGAGUGUUUCUGUGGGUUCUGCAUCUUCUUUUUGGAAAACAAUCCAUGGAUUGGGGGAGCAGGGCGCCUCACAAGCAGUGGAGCCUCUUCCUGAGAAAUUUGGGAGAGAACACAGCUAGAAGGCGCCUUGCCAUCUGAGAACCAGGAAGUAGGCAGCGCCAGACACCGAAUCUGCCAGCACCUUGAUCUUGAACUUCCCGGCCUCCAGAACUGUACCCAGCCCUAGUGGAGGGCGGCAGGAGGAAAUGACCGUCUCGAGGCCAAGGCGGGGCACCCAGCUGCUGUCCCUCUUCACCACGAUCUUCGUGGUCAUCUUCUUGCUCUUCUACGCGCUCUAUUGGAAGCACGGCAACCUCAUCGACUUGCCCGACCAGCGGAUCGGCUUCUUCAACUUCUGCCUGUGGGACGAGGACACUAGCUCCCUACACUGCCACCGGUUCUCUGAGCUGGAGGCCCUGGGGGUGCCUCGGGUUGGCCUGGCCCUGGCCAGGUUGGGUGUGUACGGGGCCCUGGUCUUCACCCUCUUCAUCCCCCUGCCUCUGUUCUUGGCCUGGUCCAACGGUAACAAGGGCAAGUGGCAGCCGCUGGUGGCCUUCCUGGCGAUAGCCUCCACGCUGCUGGCCGGCGGCCUGAGCCUCUUCUUCACCUGCGUUGGGAGGUGGAUCACCCUCUCCCUCCUGGGGCUUGAGUUUCUGGCUCUCGCCACUGCCCAGGCCCUACUCAUCCUCCUGCUCAUCGCCGCAGUUACGCUCUCUCAGCGGGCAGAGAAGGACGAGAGCGAGCUUGAGAGCUGCUAUGCCAGUCCUGUGUAAAGGCUCACGUGAUUGCAAGCGCUGUUUGAACGAUGCUCAGAGAAGAUGCUGGUGAAUUCGUGGGUUGCUACGUCUCCUUGGCCACCCUGUUUCAUAGCUAAUGCUGAUCUCAAGUUUGAGCGGACAGGCCCCACUGCGGAGGGGAUGGGGUGCCCGGUGUCAAGGAGGCCGAGAAGCAUAAGGGCGGCCGGGGCACCUGUGGCUUCUUAGUGUAGGUAGGGUUGUCUGAUCUUUGGGACUUUCCAGGUUCCCAAGGCCACCCUAAAUCACAUGCUUCAUCUCGGGAGAAUUCCUGCUUUAAUUAACUCAUCCGAGCCUUCAGAUUUUAAUGUCAGGAGGGCGGGGAGGUAAGGAUUCCUGUCACAGGGCCAGAUCCCAGGACAAUCUGCCAAAUGCCAAACAGAAACCCAGGGAAGGUUAUGGCAAUGAGUGGGGACCACUGAAAGAGAUAGCACCUCAGUGUCCUCGGAGCCCUGGUUAGCAAACUGCCCCUUCCCCCUGUCCCUGGUGUGUGGGAUGUGAUGAGCCCCGCCACUGCGACACCACUCCCAAAGGCCCAGCAGAGACCUCCAAGGGAGUCACCAGAGACAGAGCAGGCGGACGGGGCAGGGGGGUCAGCCGGCAGGUCACCCCUAAUGUGGGACCUGUGAGUUUGGGAGCAGAACACGGCAGAUCCUGGGCAGGGAGGAGGGGAAACAGGACUGAAUGGUUCCACGUACACAUAAAUGUCACAUCCCUUCACUGCUCAGCCCAGAAUUAGAAAAGAUACAAGUACAACGACCUGUGCUUGGGAAUUUUGUGUAUUUUUCAGCACCUGUAUAUUGGAAAAUCUGUACAGCAAAUGGUCACCUCACUUACAACUGUCAAGAGCUGCGCUGAAUACAGAGGCAGAAACAUGAA
Messenger RNA from Pteropus alecto (black flying fox), 1884 nucleotides. It is a transcript of the gene TMEM140, whose product is annotated as transmembrane protein 140. Bases 418 to 984 code for a protein of 188 amino acids. Lineage: Eukaryota; Metazoa; Chordata; Mammalia; Chiroptera; Pteropodidae. The transcript is spliced from 4 exons. The record is from RefSeq and is a predicted model, not a curated record.